GGACAAUGAUGAUCAUGAUCAUUAAGAAGUCAAGAGUGAUCAGCGCUCAGCUCGAACAACAACGGAUCGGCAUCACCUGCGGUGCGCAAGCCAGCUUGAAUGAAUGUUACGUUGGCGCGUCGUAUCCGAGUAUUACCACAUCGUGAUUUGUGAGUGCUUCAAUUCGACUACUCCCCCCACUUCGGUAGACCGGUUGGUAAUGUUACGAUCUAUUCGUGAUGCGGCAGUGUGUUGGUCUUGUUCUGGCUGCUGCGAACUUACCUGAUUGGUGAAGUUCAAAAGGACGGCUCUGUUCUUGCUAAUGCCAGUGUUCAUUGCCCAUCUCCAUACGAAAUAUCAUGGUUUUUUCACAAGACCACUACCCAGUCGCACUGGUCGGCAUUUCUGCAGAGCUCCCGAGUGGUCCUCAUGGAUCAAACAACCUUGACUAUCUAUCGUUCUUCGACUUCCUCAUGAACGAGCAUCAAGCCUAUGAGAAAAUUCCGGGUGAUAGAUUCAACAUAGAUGCUCUUAACGGGGUGAAUAUCGGCCAAGUGGCUGCCACACACGGCACAUUCUUGAAAGAUUUAGAUUUAUUCGACCAUAUCGAAUUCGGAAUCAGUAGCAAGGAUGCCAGGAUUAUGACAAUUGGAACGCGAAAGCUCAUCGAGUUAUCAUUCCUGGCCUUGUUGGACUCUGGAAUCGAUUAUCGAGGAAAGAAUAUCGGUACUUAUAUGGCGAGUGUCGCCCAUGACGCUUGGAUGAUUUCUGGCGAGGAUGAUAUCGAAACCCGCGGUUCAUUGGCGUAUUCCCCUUCGAUGAUUGCUAACCGUGUGUCAUACCACCUGGAUCUACGCGGCCCAUCCAUCCCCACCGAUACUGCUUGCAGUUCCAGUCUUUCUGCCUUCCAUCUCGCUAUUCAGGCCAUACGCAAUGGGGAUUGCGAAGCGGCACUUGUGGGUGGUUGUCAGUUGAAUCAUAGGUUUGUGGAUUGGCUGGCAUACAGUCAAGGUGGGAUUCUUGCACCAGAUGGUAAAUGCAAACCAUUCGAUGCCUCUGCUAACGGGUUUUCUCGAGGAGAGGGCGCCGUUGUUGUGGUUCUAAAACCGCUCGAGAAGGCUCUCCUUGAUCAUGACCACAUCUAUGCUACUGUUUUAGGCACUGGUAUCAAUUCGUCCGGCUCACUGGCUCCUGCAAAUUCUCCUGUAGCCUAUGCUCAAAGGGAUGCGAUGCUGAGAGCCUUCAAACAAGCUGGCCGUCAGCCACAUGAAGUCGAUUUCGUGGAGCUUCACGCCACAGGGACUGCAAUCGGCGAUCCCACGGAAGCGAAUUGGGUUGGAGAGAGCUUUCUGAAGAACGAUAACUUGGAGCUCCUUGUAGGCAGUGUGAAAGGAAACAUAGGUCACCUCGAGAUCGCAGCGUUCCUCGCAUCACUGUGUAAGGUUUGUUCCAUGUUUCAGUCGGGAACUAUCCCUCCCAAUGUCAAUUUCCGCAACCCUAAUCCGGCUAUUCGUUGGGAGGACUUCCAUCUUCGUGUAGUCUCGUCGCCGACCUCGUUACCUUGUCAAUCCACUACUGGACGUUCGCUGGUCUCGUUAGCGAGCUCUGGAAUUGGCGGUGCCAAUGGUCACUGUGUUAUUGAAAGUCCUCCUUCAAGCAAUCCUGUAAUACCAUUCUGGCGGUCGGAUUCCAUUCAAGUUCCUUGCCUCUUGAUGGCGGGUGGCCUAUCUCCGCGUUCAGCAGCGGCAAUAGGAGAAUCUAUACGAGCCAUAGAUAGUCAAAAAUUACCUUCUGUAGCGGUGACCUUCGGACGUCGAUGCAGGUCUAUGCCUUGGCGUUCUUAUGCGGUCGCUUCAUCAAAUUCUCCCCCUCGUUUUAUAGAGCCAGUUCUCGUUCCACGCACCCCACCCCCACUUGUGUUUGUAUUUUCGGGACAAGGUCCCCAGCACUUUGAAAUGGGCAGAAAAUUAUUUAGCUCCUGCACUGUCUUCCAGAGGAGCAUACUUGAGAUGGACGAAAUACAUAAGCUUUCGACUGGAUUCUCGCUCAUCGCACGGACUGGUCUUUUCACUCAAAACGCUCAUUCCGCAGAAGCACUCGGCGAUGCAUGGCCUAUUUCAGUAACUCUCCCUGCUCUAACCAUGCUUCAAAUCGCAACUUUCGAUGCUCUUGUAAGUCUGGGAAUGAAGCCCACUGCGAUCGUAGGAGCCUCUGCAGGAGAGACCGCCUUGUUAUACGCGUCUGGAGCAGGUUGCAAAGCUAUGGCUGUGGAGCUUGCAAUCGCGCGUGGACGGGCUAUGACAAUCGUCGAAGGCUCUCAAGGCGCGAUGGCCGCCGUUUCAUGUUCCCCCGAACAGGCCCAGAAAGUUAUAUCUCAGAUAUACGCUGAACAGGGGAAGGCUGAUAUGGAUAUUGGCUGUUAUAAUGCUCCUGGCGCUGUCACCUUAUCGGGCUCAUCUGCUGAUAUCGACCUCGCAGUUCAAUACGCAAAGGCUGCAGGAUUUCUCGCAAAGCGGUUAAACACUGCUGUUCCUGUACAUUCCAGAAUGAUGGACGCCUGUCGUGAUGAAUUUCUGCGGUUGGUAACGGAUGUAUUUGAUCGCUAUCCUUCACAGCCGCCUCAAAUCCCAACAUAUUCCACUGAAUGCGAAUAUUAUUGGUCUGGCACACGUGGCCCAGUGCAAUUUGCAGGAGCGAUUAGCCGAAUGAUUCACGAUUUGGGUUCCCCGAACUUUUUAGAGAUAGGACCUCACCCAGUUCUGACUGGUUAUCUGGUCGCCCUCAGUGACGGGACAGCGCCCAAAGCCAAUCAAGGCGAAGUGGUAUCUUUUCUUCACGCUUUGGGCAAGCUGGCUGUUGCUGGACAUUGCUGUAUCGACUUCAAUAUUCUCAACGGAUGCACCGCAGCAGAUGUCACCAAACUACCCGCUUACCCUUUUUCCCGCAAGAAGGUCCUCUUGUACCCAAUCUCUCCUUUAAUCAAAAGAAUUUGCCAGCCUCGUAACGGGCCGUUAAACUACUCUCAGCUUCGUAUCAACUCCCAGACACAUCCUUACCUGACUCAACAUGUGAUUCAAGGCGAGCCCAUCAUGCCCGCUGCAGGUUUUCUUGAAAUGGCAUUGGAGUUUGGCGCAAGACAGUUAUGGGAUGUCAAUUUCUUAUUCAUGCUGUCUUUAUCCGGAGACCAACCAGUGUCAGUUGAUGUCAGCACUGAAGGACCUCACUGGACGGUGCGCUCCGCUCUAGUAAAUCCAUUACAAUCAUCUGGUGCACCGCCCCAAUAUGAUCGUUUGCAUGCUGAAGGCUACCUAUCUCUUGAACCUCAAAGUUCGGCCUUACCAGCAGUAGACAUUCAGGUGAUAAAGGAACGCUGCACACGAGUUAGCGUUGAAGGUUUUUAUAAUGCGCUUGAGCACUUCGCUCAAUAUGGACCAGAUUACGGAAGGAUAUUGGACUGCUACCGGGGUACUGAUGGAGGCCACGAUGAAGCUUUGGUGCAGAUCCGUGGCGAUGUUGGCGACCUUCCAGGACUGGAGAAGUUCAAGAUCCACCCCGUUAUCUUCGACUCUGCCAUACAUGUUAUGGUCCAUCCAAUGUUCACUUAUCUCACAGACAAACUCUUGUAUUAUCUUCCUUCUCGCCUGCAAAAUCUGACAAUCCACGAAGCACUUAUUUCAUCACCAUUCCCGCAGUCUCUCUAUGCUCAUGUUGUUUUUCGCCAGUGGGCACCUGAAUCUCUGACAUACGAUAUCGCCCUCCUGGACGAAGACGGAAAUCACCUAUGUACAAUGCAAUCAUUCGAAGUUGCCCUCCACGGAGAGUCCUCUCUAUAUGAGCCAAGGCAUCACUUCGAUUUAGUGUAUGAGCCUAUCGCACUCAACCUCUCUUCGUGUCGUCACCCGACCCAGGACGAAUUGCCAACGGAUGUCCAAACCAGGGUUAAUUCAGUGAACCUAGUCGGCGCAGAUGCUGGAACGUUAUUGUCGCCUUUACUCAACGUUAUAGUUUACGAACACGGAAAAGAGAUGGAACUUCAGCGGAUAUUAUCUGCACAGGACGCCACAGCUCCCUGUACCAUCUAUUUUACAGCACUCGCUGGUCCGGACGGAGACGAGGCUGUUGGGUUCGUGCGAUCCUUACGGAAGGAAUAUCUUUCAUGGAAAAUUCGCAUGAUAGUGUUCGACUCAGGUUGGGACGAUGAAACCAUAAGACGGGCAGUUGAAGUUGUAUCAGAGAUGCACCAGGUGGAGACCGAGCUUGUGGUGGACGCAUCCGGAUUGGUACAUGUCCCAAGGAUAACACCUUGCGAGGGUCCGAAGAAGGUCUCUCCUUUCAACUUCGACGAACCAUGGCGACUUGAGAAGUCGGCCAUUGUGCAUUGCUCAUCUCCCUCCUCGGAUGGUCAUUCUGCUGUCGUGCAUGUACAACGUAUCAGCCGAUCGGACGAUCAGAUAUGGACCUUUAUUGGCUCAUUGGACAGCUCACACAAAGGCGUUAUGGGAAUAUCCGCUUCCCCUGUUGGAAAUAUCAUCGUAUCGCCACUGGAUAGCAUGGUAGAUGCCCCAGUAGCUUGGAAUGCUGAUAUAUCGACGGCACCUGCUGCUCUCGUGUUUGCUAUAGCAGUCCUUGCUGUUGGUCCUACAUAUUUUGAGAACCCUGGAAGGUUUCGUGGAGAGAUUCUGGUGACACACGCAGAUUCUCAGACUGGCAGCCAGAUUGUUCAACUCUACCUUCUCCGAGGCUUUCGUGUUGCUACUCUAACGCAACAUGCGACGGACUCCGAAAUCGGCCGCCUCCCUAAUAGCCAUUUCAAUGUGAUUGUCUCUGAAUACAGAGACAUGGCAACACUCCGCCUCUUAGCACGCCUCUUGACAGCCAACGGGAAGACAUUCCCAUGGAAGCAUCCGACGAAAGGCUUGCAGUCGCUGCUUGCCUGUGACCCGUGGUUAAUUGGCCACGCCAUUCGUCUUGGAUCAGAUAUAGCUGGCAACGAGCUUAAGAUGCCCAUGCGCAGUCUCAGUGAGAUCAUAACUACCAAGCCCGGUGAUCCCAUUCAUGUGAAGAAACAUCUCUUCAGCGACAAGAAGGCUUAUAUACUGGUGGGAGGUGUCGGCAGCCUUGGGCUUCAGAUUGCCCAGUGGAUGUACAAGAAUGGCGCCCGGGAAAUCGUCCUGACUUCGCGUUCCGGGUGCGCUGGAAUUCAGCGCAGGGGAGACAUUGCAUCUCAGCGUAUCAUCACAUACCUCAAGAGCCUACCAGACCUGAAUUUACGCAUUGAUGCGAUUGAUGCCCUCUGCGAGCCCGACAUGAAAGCGUUGGUGCAAGAACUUCAGAGUCCGCUCGGGGGAUGCAUGUUGCUCUCCAUGGUUUUAGCAGAUGGUUUCUUUUCUGGGCUAUCGGUGAAGGACUUCAAUAUGCCGUUCGAUCCUAAGAUCGGAGCCUUCGAGGUGCUAUGCAACACAUUUGAUAUGAACAAGCUGGAUUUCUUCAUUUCGUUUUCCUCAGUCUCAGCACUAUUCGGGAAUGCAGGUCAAACUAAUUAUGCAGCAGCAAACACUAUGAUGGAUGGCAGACUGCGCACCAUGCCCAACGCAUUCUCUAUUGUAACUCCCAUAAUCACAGAUUCAUUCGUAGCUACAUCGGGUGCGACAAAGUUUAGAUACCUAACGGAUUGGGGGAUGUCAUCCCAUAGGAUCCUCCAAUUCAUCGAGGAAGGUAUUCAAAAGCUUGCCGAUGGGCCCUUCUGGUUCUAUAUCCCAGAUUUCAACUGGGAAACAAUCAGCGUCAACAUGGGAAACGCUCCCAUGUAUGAUCACCUUUUGUCCGAGCGGACGAUCGCGGAAGAUGAAGCGUCAACCUCAAAAGACAGUGUUUCGAUCAGUGACAUAUUGUGUGCGACCCUGGACAUUGCGCGCGAAGAUUUGUCUCCUGACGUUCCGUUAACUGUGUAUGGUCUGGAUUCCUUAUCUGCUGCAAGGCUAUCCUUUGCCUUGAAACCUUUGUUUUCUAUCAGCCAAACUCAGCUCCUUGCGAACGUGACCCUUCGGAGCCUAGAAGCGCGAUUGGAGGACCAGCGGCUACCUGCCCUCAUUGAAGCAGAGCAAAGGAGUGCAUCUGAGCUUCACCGGGUAUCUGAGAUGAGGUCCUUGCUUGCCAAGUACACGUCUAGAUUCAAAAGCCCCAAGACGCUGUUGCCUUCCUAUCUCGCACGGGACUGUAUUGUUCUCAUAACCGGUACUACAGGAGUCGUGGGCGCACACCUUCUGGCAAGCUUACUUCGUGAACCAUGUAUCAGUCGCAUAUUUCUUCUCAACCGUUCCAAGUCCGGAACUCCAACUAUGUUGGAACGUCACCAACAAUCUUUCCAUGCACUGUCCCUCGACCCAACCGGACUGGAAACAGACAAGGUUGUGUAUCUGGAAGGCAUUCUAGACAAAGAUUACUUUGGGCUGUCAACUGACACAUUCAACGAAAUGGCUCAAAGCGUGACCCACAUUAUUCACGUUGCUUGGCCAAUGGACUUCACUGCCCCGCUUGCUACAUUUGAACAUGCUAUUCACGGUCUGCGGAAUUUGGUGGACUUUGCUAUUUCCUCGCCCUGGCAAGUUCCGCCUCGAUUACUUUUUACAAGCACAGUCGGUGUAUUGAGUGGUCUCACAUCAUCGACCACUGUAAAGGAGACUCUUGUGCAUGACCCCAGUAUAUCUGUCGGCUCGGGAUAUAUCGAAGGCAAAUGGGUUGCGGAGCAUAUCUUGGCAGCCGCUGCCGAUGCUACGCGACUGAAGCCAGUAAUUAUUCGCCUAGAGCAACUAACUGGAGGGCGUAGUGGAUACUGGAAGACGACGGAAUGGGUGCCAUCCAUGAUCGGAUCAGGCCUCUUUGUGGGUGCCUUGCCCAACCGCUCUAAUGCUGUAAAUUGGCUUCCAGUCAACGUGGCGGCGGAAUCGAUGGUGGAGAUGCUCGAUUCACCCCCUGGCGUGUAUCACUUGAUACAUCCAAGUCCUGUUUCGUGGACUAUCCUGAUGCAGGAAGCUGCUCGCAUCAUAAAUGUUCCACUGGUCCCGUAUGCUCAGUGGUUUGCGUCUUUGGAGAAGCAGGCAUCAUCACAAAUGGCUAAAUCACUGCAAAACAAUCCUGCGUUGAGGUUGCUUGACUUCUUCAGGUAUACCACUACGAAUAAAGAGAACUUCGUAGAGUCGGAGCUCUCAUGCGCUAAAGCAUUACAAGAAUCUGCGACACUGCGAUCAAUGGUCUCAAGCCCAUUGGGAACUCGGGAUGUAGCUAAAUGGAUGGGAUACUGGCACAGCAUUGGUUUUAUUCCUGUCUGAAUCGAAAUAACGAAACUUCUGUACCUUAGCAUGCGUACUGCAUUAUUUAGUCACAAUCGAUACACAUCAGUAAAAUCCCCGAUUCCCUCUUUUGAGGUUCAUUCAGGCGUCAUCGAGUGAAGAGA
Messenger RNA from Suillus discolor, 7432 nucleotides. RefSeq lists its product as uncharacterized. NCBI's taxonomy places the organism in Eukaryota, Fungi, Basidiomycota, Agaricomycetes, Boletales, Suillaceae. Gene Ontology annotation, biological process: fatty acid biosynthetic process. The record is from RefSeq and is a predicted model, not a curated record. The transcript has 24 exons. Bases 339 to 7307 code for a protein of 2322 amino acids. Gene Ontology annotation, molecular function: fatty acid synthase activity; 3-oxoacyl-[acyl-carrier-protein] synthase activity.